AAUGGAUUAAAUAUUUGAAUGGAAUUAUCAGAUUUUAUGAUUUAUUAACGUGAGAAGGGUAGAAUAGAGAUUAUCUAUUCUAAUUAGUUAUGGAAUGCUGCGAGAUUUCCUCCGUGCGGAUUAUUGCAGUUUCUCAGAAAAAUUGGUUCCAGAUUUAGUUUAAUUCCUUCUCCUCCGACGGAGUCGUGCCGGUGCAGAACGAAUCGGGUCAAUACGUACCGGGUCCCGUCGUGAACGGAUUCCCCACUUUUGAAAUGGAUUACGCGGUGCCCAAGCCAUUCAUGUACAAUUUCACCUCGCAAUCCAUCAGCCAGAGAGUGUUGUCGUCGUCAAUGGAGGUGGGGGUGGUGCCGGAGGCGGCGGAGAGCUUGGGGAAGAGCGAGAGCGUGGCGGUGCUGGGAAUGGAUAGAGAGGCGAGGGUGCUGAGGUACAGAGAGAAGAGGAAGAACAGAAAGUUCGAGAAGACGAUUCGAUACGCGUCGAGGAAAGCGUACGCGGAGACGAUGCCGAGAAUUAAAGGGAGAUUCGCGUAGCGGUCUGAGCUGGAGGUGGAGUCGCACCUCGGUGGCGACGCUGCGUCGUACGGUUGUCCAAAUAUGCAAAAAGUUCGAGAAGAUGAUUCGAUACGCGUCUAAAAAACGUUGUCCAAAUACACGAGUUGCAGUAAUUCGUCGGAGGUUGCACAUAAUGUAUAUU
Salvia splendens (bonfire salvia) is the source of this 696-nucleotide messenger RNA. RefSeq names its product zinc finger protein CONSTANS-LIKE 5-like. Gene Ontology annotation, molecular function: DNA-binding transcription factor activity; protein binding. Gene Ontology annotation, cellular component: nucleus. The record is from RefSeq and is a predicted model, not a curated record. Gene Ontology annotation, biological process: regulation of flower development. The transcript is spliced from 2 exons. NCBI's taxonomy places the organism in Eukaryota, Viridiplantae, Streptophyta, Magnoliopsida, Lamiales, Lamiaceae. Bases 255 to 533 code for a protein of 92 amino acids.